Drosophila miranda is the source of this 744-nucleotide messenger RNA. Its product is annotated as protein CLP1 homolog. Gene Ontology annotation, biological process: tRNA splicing, via endonucleolytic cleavage and ligation. The record is from RefSeq and is a predicted model, not a curated record. Gene Ontology annotation, cellular component: nucleus. NCBI's taxonomy places the organism in Eukaryota, Metazoa, Arthropoda, Insecta, Diptera, Drosophilidae. The transcript has 2 exons. The coding region runs from base 172 to 714 and encodes 180 amino acids. Gene Ontology annotation, molecular function: polynucleotide 5'-hydroxyl-kinase activity.
CUUCAUCGACGAAAUUGAUGUAAAGCUAUAAACAGUACUCCAACAUCUUCUAUUCUUUGACUUGGCAAUUUCCACCUUCAAAAGGCGGGCGGCCAAAUAAUCCCACGCUACUCACGGGUAGCUUGGUAAAUUAAAUCCUAAAAAAAAAAAAAAAAAAAAAAAAUUUUAGGAAUGUCGGAUCAUCAAAGCAGAGGUCAGGACUUCAGCCUGGAGGCAGACUCCGAGCUGCGUUUUGAAAUAGAGCAGAAGGACGCCAAAGUUUUGGUUACACUAGUCAAUGGAUUUGCGGAGCUCUUUGGCACCGAGUUGGUUAAGAAAAAGAAAUAUGAGUUUGGGAUGGGGGCCAAGGUUGCGAUCUUCACAUACCAAGGAUGCGUUCUUCAUGUCACUGGCAAAAUGGACGUUUGCUACAUAUCCAAGGAGACUCCGAUGGUUCAGUACGUCAAUUGUCACGCGGCACUUGAACAGUUUCGCACGGAGGCCGAGGAGAAGGAUAGACGUGGUCCGGUGGCCAUGGUGGUGGGACCCACGGACGUCGGCAAGAGCACGCUCUGCCGGAUUCUCCUGAACUAUGCAGUCAGGGUCGGGCGCCGGCCUCUCUACGCGGACCUCGAUGAGGGCCAGGGAGCAAUCGCCAUAUCCGGCAAUGUGGCCACCAUACUCAUCGAAAGGCCAGCCAGUGUUGCUCUAGCUCUUAUAGUCUUUGAGCACUAGGCGCUGAAGGGGACGGACAGACGGACAGAC